GAAAUGUUCAUCAGCGGUACAGUCGACAUGACCCAACAAGCUUCUGCUAAGGUGCUAUCAUUGGGUCUCGGAGGAGGAAAUUUGAAUUCAUAUCUGCACCAUAACUAUCCUAAUAUGAACAUAACAGUUGUCGAAUACGAUCCCCAAAUGCUGAACAUUUCAAAGAGAUGGUUCAAUCUGAAAUUAGACAACAUGCACCGAGUGAUUUUAGCGGAUGGUUUAGAUUUUUUGAAGCAGACGGCAACAAAAGGUACGUCUGACAACAUUUUGACUCUUGGCAUAACUUCUGAAAUGGUUUACAAGGCUGAUCCAUUUGACUUACUAGAUAAGGAUGCAAGCUAUGCUUAUAAAGCAAUUUGUGAGAAAUACGAUGUCAUACUUUUGGAUGCAUGUGGACCAGAUAACGCGCCACUGUUCAUCUGCCCUGCUGAUGCAUUUGUGGGGAUCAAUAUGGCAAAGAAUUUUAGUAAACUCUUGAAUAGAAAUGGUGCGCUUAUAGUGAACAUCCUCAGUUCUCAACAUAGAUAUGAUGAAGCUGCUAGAGAGUUGCUACGCAUAUACAAAUCGGUUUUCAAGAACUGUAUCUUAAAGAAAUCACAUAGCAUAUCCAACCUGGUGAUGACAUGCAUGCAUCAUCCCACACCAAAAGAUCUAGGAUCAAAGUAUGAAAAAUUUGCCAACUAUGCAAAAUAUUGUGGAACAGUCAGUGAACCGUGGUCGACAUGA
This is a messenger RNA of Strongylus vulgaris, 726 nucleotides long. The record is from the annotation of a GenBank genome assembly. Lineage: Eukaryota; Metazoa; Nematoda; Chromadorea; Rhabditida; Strongylidae.